Molecule: messenger RNA, 4470 nt
Organism: Leishmania braziliensis MHOM/BR/75/M2904
Lineage: Eukaryota; Euglenozoa; Kinetoplastea; Trypanosomatida; Trypanosomatidae
Source: the annotation of a RefSeq genome assembly
AUGUCAUUAAUUCCGUCGUCAGUUCGCUCACCACAAGUGCACAAGCCAUCCCCUCGCAUAGUGAACUCGCCGCAGAGCCUUCCUCAGCUCAUCUAUGGCGCUACCGGUGCCGCUGCUAGCGCCCUCGCCGUCGCGGCAUACCGUUUCAGGACCAGCGGUGGCGCGGGUGGCGUUGGCAUACCGCCCGCAGCUCACAGUGGCUACGAGACAAACAGCAGCCGUAAUGAGUUGGCACAAGCCCAUCAGCGGCACGCUCAUCCAAUGCCAUCACUGACUCAAGCUCACCCAUCAACGGCAGGUUCAGCUAGACCACCCCAGGAGCUACAGCAAGCUUCGGCUGACCCGCUGGUGACGCUGCCAACUGCAGCUGCGACGAACUCGUCUAGUGACGGCCCAGCUGUCGCAGAUCAUGUUCAUUCCAGCCCACAGGGCCAGCACGAGCCACAACAGAUCACACCGAUUAGGGUUUCCCCCGUAGACGAGGGCUACACUGUUGCUGUUGCUGCCCCGCCUCCCUUGAGCGUGCUACCGCCAUGGGUGCGGCUGGACUUUACAGCCUUUACGGGCGGGAGCUUUUCGGUAGAUACAGCACCCGUCGCCGGGGGCAACGCGGGCGGCACUCAGUGGGGGAUCAUCGCAGUUGAGGAUCGGAUUGCCACACCGCGACCCACUCAAGGGGAGCGCAUAAGAGACGGUGCAUCGCUCUCGUACCUGCGCAGGCAGAAGCAAAUGCUACGCGAGCACCACUCAGUUCCACCUCAAGCCAAUAUGGCCGCUGACGGGGUCUUAACCACAGCGGAUGCAUCCAGCCUCGCCUCUCCGCCUCUGUUUGAGUGGGUGCCAUACGAUGGCUGGGAUAUCAGCGACCUCUGUCAGGGACAAGGGGGCGGGUACUGCAGACGAGAUGCCCUGGGCCAGCAGCACCGUGUCACGCAUCGACUUCGUCAUGGUGACCUGUCAGAACCCUUAGGGACGAUGGAAUCCGGCACAACCAUUCCUGGGGAGACACAGAGCCCAGGGGGUGCUGGUAGUGCAGUGAUACGAGUCAGAGUUAAUGCCAAUCUCGCGACUGCCUCGCCGCAACGCACUGCAGGAAUUUCUGGCGAUGAUUUAAAUGCCCCUCAGAGAGGUCUACAGCAGCAGCAGCAGCACCGGGACCAGCAGAAAGUCGCUGCACCGGCGGGGGCCGACACGCCGCGUGGUUGCCGCGCCGCACGCCUCGCGGAGAACAUGGGCCGGGGCAAGUGUGGUGGGGGUAGCGAUACCGGAGGUCGUAGGCACAAAGACUUCGCCACAACCUUUGCGGUAUCCCCACCCCCACCGCCACUCUUGUCCACCGCUAUCGCACGGGGCGCCUCCCCGUUAUCGCGCUUGCAGCGUCAGCACACCAUGGCGACGGCGCCGCCGCCCUCUGUGGUCUUCUCCGAUGCGGUAGAAGCAGCAGCCGCUGCGCGCCGUACCAGCACCGGCGUCUCCGGCCCCCUUUUUCGCCCUAUCGAAGCUAUGAUGCGCAAGGCGCUGCCGAUUUCGCGCGCAGGUUUCUCCUUCCGUGCCUGCAGCGUAUAUACCGGCGUACGAUCUGACGGGACGUUGUCCAUCAUAAUGCUGGAGGAGUACCCCGGCUACCCGGAAUCUACGCCAACGCAACCCUCACAGGCAAAGACAUCGUCUCUUGCAUUCCUCGCUACAGCCACAGAGGGCGCACCCACCGUAGCGAGCGUGCAAGAGGUCCACCACGCCACCUCGUCCUUUGGGCCACAGGUACGGCAGGACUCGACAUGGCCACCACCCACAGCGUCGACAGAGCAUCCAGUCCUUUCAUCGUCCGUGGAGACUGACAUCUCUCUCCAGUUGCCUGCCACAGUGCCGCAGUCUGCUGCUGCCGGCGUGGCGGGUGCGAAAUACCCUACCGAUCUUCUUCAGGAUCCCACAGUCACUGGCGGUGUGGUCAACGAGGGAGCUGCUGUCAGUAACCCCUUUGUUGGCCUCACAUUUGGUUCUCCUUGCGUUCCGCCGAUUUCUAAGCUACCUCCGCUGCCAGACGGUGGCGGACCAUCGUAUGCGACCUUAGGAGAUAGAGCUCGUCCCACUCGCCUCGGUGCCGUUGUGGCAACAGCUAAUCCCGCCGCGGAGGCUCACGGGCUUUGUCGGCCGGUGGAGCUUGAGGGCGACGACUCGCCGACGCGAGCUGUGAUGGUGGCAGGGUCGAUGGCUGCCUUGCGGGGGAAGAGCGUAUCCUCGGUUUCAUCAGGCGGUGAAGGUGACGGUCAGGGACGCUGGUUUCCGCUGGGGCUCUGCGCUCUUUCCGUUGCCGCCCGGUAGCCGCCGGCGCCUUGGCGUCUGUGUCCCCUUUUGGGUGGCAGCGGUGCCGCCACUCGGGCGGAGGGCGCUGCCAGCACGAGGAUGCCUGCAUUUGCAGAGCAGACGCACCUGGCUGUCUGCGAUAGGGGCUCUAGGUGUGGCGCGGUGCCAGCGGUAGCGAACACCGCAUGGAUGACGCACAUGACGGGCGCGGCGACUGCUGGACCCAAGCCCCUUUCUGCACCAGUCCGCGUCAUGCCCUCUCUCACUCCAUUCAACCCAACGGAGUCGCCCUCGGCAGGAACCACCAGCACAUCUCUCUCCGCCCCUCGGAGCGUCAAGAGCGAUGGUGGUGGCAGCGAUCGUCAACGCAACCGUCAACCGACGAAGCCGCUUCUACCUGCCUGGUGCCACGUCGUUGCAGAGGUCCUCCUCGCUCCGCCGCUGUCACCACCACCACCACCACCACCACCAAAGCUCUGUAGGCCGGGCCAGCGCCAGCCCACCUUCUCCGGCACCACGACGACGACUGUGAUGAGCGACAUUGACAGUCGAAUGUGGAGUGCCGAGGCGCGAGGCGGAGCGCCGAUUGGCUGGUCCGCGAAGUUCGUCACGGCGGCUGAGCGGGCAUCGGCGACUCAACGCACUGCUCUAUCCGUGUCCGCAGUUGCCAAUCACCGGGGGAUGGGAGGAGUGGAGCAGCAAGAGGAGGUCGUCACACCACUGUUGCCUUCUUCCCUAUCGCCGCCGUGCCAGAGUGCCGACCCUGGGGUGGACGCGUUUGGUAACAUGGACCCCACCGAACCCCAACACCCUCCACCAGUACCCCUCAAAGCGACGAUGCCGGCCCCACUACCACUGGUGUCCAACAGUAAUGAGCUUGACGGCGUUGGCGGCGGCCGUGGCGUCGUGCGGGUCAUAACGAAGGGGUCCACCGUGGACUUUGAUGCCUAUGAUGCGCCUCACACGUACACGCAGGCACUUCUGGAAGUGAACACCACAGACACUAUCACUACAACCAAGACGAAUGCCAUGGGAUCUGGACAUAUUGAAGCAGCAGCUACUGCCGACUCAGCUGCGGCGGCGGCCACACGGGAGCGAGCGUGCACAUCCAACCUUCACCUCUCCACCUCCGCCACACUGUGCCGAUUUCGAGACUACCAUCAGCACAGGCGCGCGGGAGCGAGAGGCGCCGUUGCUAAUUCAGAGGUCGAUGCUCGUGGUGCUGGUGUCAGUGCUCCCAUUGCUGCCGUGGCGACCACAGUUGCAGAAAGCACAAAGAACAAUCCGGACGAUGACUGGGCGCCGAAUUGCAUUCGUGCUUGCGUUGGCGAUUCCUCAGCAUUGCCAACUCGAUUUCAUGCUGCCGGCGCAGCAAGGGAAAAGUGGGGCAGCCGCACGAGUACAAUCGCUCGUAGUAUCGAGACUGCAGGGCUGUUACCGCACUCUGAAGCCGCGUGGCGGCAUACACGUAUAUGUGGUCUUCCCAUCUCAACCUCGAGCCCUGCAGUGGUGCGGCCGACGAUGCUGGCUCCCGAUGGCACUGAGCUCGUUGUGCAGGAGCACGCGAACGAGCACCCACCCCAACGGCGCCACAGUCAGGUGGGUUACAAUACAGGCGCCACUGCUGCCGCCUUCGGCUACUCAGCUCACAAGAACGACGCCUACAUUAUGAGUGAAUGUGCCAACGCCGGAUCUCUGCGCGUUGGUGACGUUGCGAGCGCAUCGCCCAACGCGGCUAUGGCAACCUCAUCAGGCAUGCUCGGCAGACCGGCUUCAGUGAUGCGACUCACUGUAACUAUGAGAUCCUCAAACGUGCCGGCAGGGGCAGACGGUGAGGCCAGGGGCGGCGACGUAGUCCACCCCUUAGGUUUUGUGAACACUAGCCAGAGUCAACGCUUCAAGGACGUAGACAGACUUGGUUCUCCGCCCAUUCACGCAGAGAACAGACCGUUGUUUCCCACGCUGCCGGCGUCAAUCGAAGCCGUUCCCAUAUCCGCCUCCCCGCUGGCGUCGCCUCUGCCGAAUCGUCUGCAAAAACAGCCGUCACGGGGCUCAUCUAACGUCGUGAAGUCGAGGGCUGUGAGCCGUGUACCAACAAAGCCACUUGCACAGCACCCCUCCAAGUUGAGGCGUCCAAGAGGGCAUACAGCAGGGUGUGAUGUGUGA